Molecule: messenger RNA, 5762 nt
Organism: Galeopterus variegatus (Sunda flying lemur)
Lineage: Eukaryota; Metazoa; Chordata; Mammalia; Dermoptera; Cynocephalidae
Gene: CHRM2
Product: cholinergic receptor, muscarinic 2
Exons: 2
Coding region: 129-1529 (466 amino acids)
Biological process (GO): regulation of heart contraction; adenylate cyclase-activating adrenergic receptor signaling pathway
Cellular component (GO): plasma membrane
Molecular function (GO): G protein-coupled acetylcholine receptor activity
Source: RefSeq, a predicted model, not a curated record
CAGGUUGUUAGCAACAUGAGUGCAGGUUCUGGAUCUUACCUGAUCGAGAGUGUAUCCCCAGCACCCAAUGCCUGGCAUAUAGUUUAAAUGUUCAUUUGGCUACUUGGCUACUGAUUAGAGAACACAAAAUGAAUAACUCAACAAACUCCUCUAAUAAUGGCCUGGCUCUUAGCAGUCCCUAUAAGACAUUUGAAGUGGUGUUUAUUGUCCUUGUGGCUGGAUCCCUCAGUUUGGUGACCAUUAUUGGGAACAUCCUAGUCAUGGUUUCCAUUAAAGUCAACCGCCACCUUCAGACCGUCAACAAUUACUUUUUAUUCAGCUUGGCCUGUGCUGACCUCAUCAUAGGUGUUUUCUCCAUGAACUUGUAUACACUGUACACUGUGAUUGGCUACUGGCCCCUGGGGCCUGUGGUGUGUGACCUGUGGCUAGCCCUGGACUACGUGGUCAGCAACGCCUCCGUUAUGAAUCUGCUCAUCAUCAGCUUUGACAGGUACUUCUGUGUCACAAAACCUCUGACCUACCCAGUCAAGCGGACCACGAAAAUGGCAGGUAUGAUGAUAGCAGCUGCCUGGGUCCUGUCCUUCAUCCUCUGGGCUCCAGCCAUCCUCUUCUGGCAGUUCAUUGUGGGGGUGAGAACUGUGAAGGACGGGGAAUGCUACAUUCAGUUUUUUUCCAACGCUGCCGUCACCUUUGGCACGGCCAUUGCAGCCUUCUAUUUGCCAGUGAUCAUCAUGACUGUGCUCUAUUGGCACAUAUCCCGAGCGAGUAAGAGCAGGAUAAAGAAGGACAAGAAGGAGCCUGUGGCCAACCAAGAUCCAGUGUCUCCAAGUCUGGUCCAAGGAAGGAUUGUGAAACCAAACAACAACAACGUGCCCAGCAGCGACGAUGGCCUGCAGCACAGCAGAAUCCAGAACGGCAAAACCCCCCGAGAUGCUGUGACUGAAAACUGUGUCCAGGGGGAGGAGAAAGAAAGCUCCAAUGACUCCACCUCCGUCAGUGCUGUCGCCUCUAAUAUGAGAGAUGAUGAAAUCACCCAGGAUGAAAACACGGUUUCCACUUCCCUGGGCCAUUCCAAAGAUGAGAACUCUAAGCAAACAUGCAUCAAAAUUGUCACCAAGACCCAAAAAGGUGACUUAUGUACCCCAGCUAAUACCACCGUGGAGCUAGUUGGGUCUUCAGGUCAGAAUGGAGAUGAAAAACAGAAUAUCGUGGCCCGCAAGAUUGUGAAGAUAACUAAGCAGCCUGCAAAGAAGAAACCUCCUCCUUCCCGGGAAAAGAAAGUCACCAGGACAAUCUUAGCAAUUCUGCUGGCUUUCAUCAUCACUUGGGCCCCGUACAAUGUCAUGGUGCUCAUUAACACCUUCUGUGCACCCUGCAUCCCCAACACAGUGUGGACAAUUGGCUACUGGCUCUGUUACAUCAACAGCACCAUCAACCCUGCCUGCUAUGCACUUUGUAAUGCCACCUUCAAGAAAACCUUUAAACACCUUCUUAUGUGUCAUUACAAGAACAUAGGCGCGACGAGGUGAAACAUCUUUGAAAAGGAGGAAGGUGGUCAAGGGGAACUUGGGAAGAAUAAAGGGAUAAAAGAGCUCCUAGUUGUAAAAUCUCUGCCAUUGCACUUUAUAGUCUUAUUAUGGAACGUGCAAUUAAGGAGCCCAACAGGGACACGCUUAUCCUGCUUAUGCUCCAGUUUGAGAAACGUGCACCUUAUAAAUAAACUCUGUCAGUUUAAGAGCAGUGAGACAAUGGAAGAAACAUGUUGGAAUUGUGGAUUUAAAGAAUGAUCUAUGCUUUCUCAUACUGUCUUGAUGAAGGGCUUCUGAAUCUACAAUUCUAUCGAUCUCUGCACAAGAAAAAUAACCUCGCUUCUUUUUUGAUUCUUUUUUUUUCUUUUUUUUUGUUCUCAUGUGUCCAUAUGAGGAUGAAAUGCCACAAUUACAAUCUAACGUGGAGACUUAAACAUAAAGAAAUAGACACUAUACAAUCGGGAGGUGAAGAAGAAAGAAAAUCAGAAAUGGAUGUAGAAAUGGUCUCCAGAGUGUUAAGCAUAUUCUAUUCUUUUGUUAUAGUUUUAUUUGGAGUACUGCAAUGUAAGAAAUGCUUAUUUUUCACCUUUCCCUUUUCCCGCCAUGAAAAGAAAGCAAACAAACAAAAACCCCAACUAGGUCACGCCAUUUUUUUUCCUUGUUAAGGCAUUAGUUUUGGUACUUCCCUAUUCUAAGUUGUGUGUGGGCAAUACCUGCAGGACUUUCACUGAAUCUAGCCAGCCACAAAAAUGGCCACUUCACCCCUCCCCACUGUGCCCUUUUCACUCUUUGGGGUGUAAAAGCCUAUAAUGAUUUAGUUUAUUUAUGAUCCUUUAUAUGAAAUAUUUUAACAAAUCUGGUUGUCUACUAAGGUAGCCUUUUAUUUUAACAAAAUAGCCUACCUAAAAUAUAAACAUAUUUGAUCAACCCAAGUCAUUGUAAAAUUAAGGUUUCAUCAAAUUAAGUAAUGGUCAAACUAGUUGGAGGAAGCUUACUAAGGCCAGAUGAAUUUUGAGAUGAGAAAAUAAAACCCUGGAAGGGCAUUCUGUUUCCACCUGAAACUGCCUGACCUAUGUAUAAAAUCUUAACUUGCAAAACAUGAACUCAAACAGCAGGAAGAGGAUGCUGGAAUCCUAAACAAGAUUAACAUACUCGCAUGGCACCAGUAACUUCUGGGAAUGUCCCAAGAGAAUAAGACCUUCUAUUUCAUGCCUGCUAAAGGAUGAUAUUCAAAUUACUAUGAAGUGAGGUGGUCUAUAACCAACCUAUAAUCCAGAGGAGGAAAUAAAAGGUAAUUCAAAAAUAUUUACUGAAAACCCAUGUUCCAUAUCUCAAAUUGUCUAUUCACCCUAAGAUUAUUUAAAUUCAAAGUUCUUCUAUCAAUAGAAUUAUAGUAAUCUUUGUGAUAGAAAUUUAGUGGAUAACUAAACACAGGCCAAGUGAGCUCAUAGAAUCUGACAGAAUUCUUCUCACACCUCAUUCUAGACCAUAAAAAGUCAUGUCGGGAAUUAUUAUCUAAAUGGUGGCAUUAUACAUGAUCUUGUCCAUGUAGAAACUUUUUAUUUGGUAGUUCAGAUAAAUAUAUGAUUAUAUUAAUUCACAUUUAGCUAGUAGUUAUUUUUAUCCCUCAUAUUUUUCUCUUACACUAUUUGCUAUAGCCUUCCAAUCAGAUUUUCUAGAAAUAGCUCAAUCAAUAGAAACCAAAUUUAUAAAUGCCUUUCCAGAUUUUAUAUCAUGCAUUUUAGAUUUAUGCAUUUUCUGAUAUCUUGUCCAGAAAUAUUAAUGUGAGUUACAUGAUGAAUUUGUCAAUAUUAGACCCUAGGAUUUAUUAGAGUUAUUUUGUAUGGCUUGCCUUAUUGAUGUCAUGUCAAUAACCUGGAGAGUUAAAAAAAAAAAAAAGAAAAGCACAAGGGAAACAACAAAAAAUGUGUAAGUUAGUAAGAAUUAAAUUGCCAACAGUAUGUGUACUUAACUCAUCCUUUAUAAAAAUAACUUCUUGUUUGAAUGACUUCAGCCAUUCCCCCCCAAAAUCUUCUACGUAUAAACUUACAGCAUCAGUUUGUAUAGAUUCCUUUACAAUCACUUCAAUGUAAACUUUCACAUUUUAAAUCUAUAUUUAUUUAUGUUUAUAUUAUUUCUUCAAGUCAAUUAGUCAAUUGAGUGGGAAGAACAUCAAGCCAAUGGGCUCCUUGGUUUCCUGUAAACAAAACAAUCGGAUGCCAAAUAUUUCACUUUUUAAUUCGUUGUCUUGUUAUAAUUUAGAUUUGGCUUUAAUUGGGAUGAAUCCUUUGGAGUCAAGGAUUCAGGAUCCAGGGUCUAAUAGUCUAGCUCACCGUGAGUCAGACUGUCCCCCACUCUCCACUGCUGCUGUCCCCUUCCUUUCCCUCCUGUUCUUGAUCUCCACCACAGCCACCACAACCUUACUGAAUGAGAAACUGUCACGAUAGCAAAAGGAACUGAAGAUAGACUGACACAUCAUUGAACCUUUGUCAACCAGAACCCCAAAAUGGAAGGAAUACUGAAAACGGUAGAUGAUCAGAGAGAGAUGGAGACUGUAAUCAAGGAUUUGUACUAACCAUUGCUGAAUUCACCUAUUUCCGUGGUUCUCAACCAGGGACAAUUCCCUCCCUUCAGGAGACAUUUAGCAAUGUGUAGAGACAUAGAGACAUUUUUGUUUGUCACAACUGGGAGAAAGGCUAUUGGUAUCUACUGGGUAGAGGCCACAGAUGCACUAAACAGAUUGCAAUGCACAGGACAGUCCCUUCAAUCCCCUCCAAAUGAAAAUUAUUUGGCUCAAAAUGUCAUUAGUGCCAAAAUGGAGAAAUUCUUGUCUGUUUUAAGGAAUUUAUAGAGCUUGCCUCCUACUAGUGGGAAAAUAAACCUGUAUUAUUUUUAGACUACCAAUGUAAACUGCUCACAUGUUUGAAAAAGGUAAUACUUACCAAUAAUAUAUCAGAAACACUCACCUGUUGAGUGUGGUUUAUUUAUAAUUCACAGAUUGGGAGCAUGGGCCACAUACAUUAUAUAUAUCUCUAAAAUCGCCAGACCAUGCACAUAGUGCAUUAUUUCCAGCAUCUUAAUGUCAGGUUAUGAUUGCCGUAGAGUCUAAUCAAAUGAGGUUGAAGUAGUUGGCCAUCAAAAUGGUUGCAGUUGAUAUGGUCAGUUUCUGUUGGAGUUGCCAUUUUUCCUUUCAAAAACAUAAAGAGCUUCUUUCAGAGACAGUAUGAUGCAUUUCCUCUGCUUUCACUGGAAAGGUGAGCAUCCAUCAAGUCUAUUUUUUCUCUCCUCGUAGCAAUAAUGUAUAUAUUCCAGAGAGGUCUCAUAAGAAGAGGAGAUUAAGAAUAUGAAAAAUUCCAGUUCGUUUCUUGAAAAGAGACAUGGUUGCCCUUUUACCAAUUCAUCCUUCAUUUAAUGUCAACUCUCAAGUGUUAGGACAAAGUCACCAAUAUCAUAUGUCACAAGGGAUAAGCUUUCUGGUUUGAAAUGUGGAAGCUGAAGUUCUUACACACUCCUGCUGUUUGUCUAUUCACUGUUUUUUAAUCCUGAAGAUCUGACAUUGGGGAAGAUGAGAAUUCAAAAUGAUGGUAACAAUUACUUAGCAAUGCAGUUUACUUUUAUUUUCUCCUACUUAGUUUAUUGAUAGUUGCCACCCCCCAAUUUGAUAAUAUACUUUUCAACAACCAUAGCACUGGUGUCGCAAAUAGAUUAGGAAAGCUCCCAAAGCUGGAUGAAAAUGUGCAAAGUAUAUUUGCAGCAUGUAUAUACAAUACCAUGCCUCUUGAAUAUGCUUCUCUUAAAAGGGUGCACGCUGUAGCAUGAACUGUGUGCGUAUUUAAUGUAGCUUCCUGGAAUAUGCUGUAUGCUUAAUAUAUAUAUUCUAUAAAUAAAAUAAAAUGUACAAUAGAAAUACAUAUUUCUGUAUGCAAAUAAAUAUAUUAUACACAAAAUCUUAAUAUGCAAUAUGGUAUAUGUUGUUUCAGAGGAACAAGAGUAGAUUGUACAUGCCUAAUUUUGAAAGAAAGUAGUAUUUCAUUAGAAGGAAAAGACUAAGAACAGCUGAAACCUUACCCAUACUAAUAUUAAAUAGUUUUAUAAUCUUUGAUAGCAUAGCACUGAUUUUAAAUACAUUUUGGAGAAAUAAAUUAAUAAAUGUUUUGCUAGUAUUACUCCACGGAACAGCAAAUGCUUUAUUCUCCUGUGUCACUGACAGGACUCUGACUAGAAUCUUCCCAG